This is a messenger RNA of Dioszegia hungarica, 1203 nucleotides long. RefSeq lists its product as uncharacterized. NCBI's taxonomy places the organism in Eukaryota, Fungi, Basidiomycota, Tremellomycetes, Tremellales, Bulleribasidiaceae. The transcript is spliced from 2 exons. The record is from RefSeq and is a predicted model, not a curated record. Bases 1 to 1203 code for a protein of 400 amino acids.
AUGCCUUUACACGGCGUCGGUAUCAUUGUCGGAGGGACUAUAGCAGUCAUCGGCUCAGGCUAUGCUUUCAAGAAGUUCGUGUACGACCCCCAUCUCGCACCAUACAUCGAGGCUUUCAUAGCCCAGCACCCCAUCCUUCACUCUCUUUCACCGACCCCCUCAUCACAAGCAGACGAGAACACCCGCCGGGCAAUACCCGUACCCAUCGCUGCGUCCACUUCAGGCACCUCGUCGGCGCGUCAAUCCAACCUGACUCACGUGCGACGGCGCCGGUCGGUGCGUAAUCAGGAGGAUGCUGGGGGGAUGGACGUGGAGCUUGAGACGCGCCAGCCGUUGCUGAGAGCUGGGGAGAGGGAGGAGUACUACCUGGACUCGGACCGGCUGGAUGAGUGGGGCCGGUCUAGGCGGGCGACAAUGAAAGUUGGGCCGUCGGCCGGUCCCUCUCGUCCCAAGCCAAUACCUGCACCACUCGUCUUACAUUCUCCACCCCCUUCUAUCAGCCACAGUCUAGUCGACCUCCAUACCGAGUCUGCUCCACCCCCACCACCCUCCGAACCCGCGGCGGAGCCUUUUCAGGACUCGGAGCUACGCUCUAUCAUCUUUGAUCGGGACGAGCCAUUGGUGGGUGCCGUGGCCACGCUCACAACGCCCAUCCUUACAUCGGCACCACUCGAGAUGCCGUCGCCACCAGCCGUACGCACCCCAUCUAUCACGUGCGGGGAACCGCCCUCAAACCAUAUCCUCACUCCUGGUGACCACGACUCCACGCCCACUCAGACGCAAACCCCCUUUGUCCAAGCGCUCCACUUCGAGGGAGCUCCAGCUCCCACCGACGAGGCUGAUGAGGAUGAUGAUCUCGACAUCAUCAGCAAUGUCAACAGCGAUUAUGUCGACGCGGAAUCGUACACAAUCCCGGGGACACCCGAUACGGAUCGCGGACUGUCCCCUACCUUCCCCUCCUUCCCCUCUGCUCCAUCUACCGCAUCAUACGCCCUGCUACCGGCUAGAGGCGUCAACUCGACGGACCAGGCGUUAGCGAGCGGAGGGGCGGUCGGCGGGCUAUCCUUCAUCCGGCUUCAGAGCCCGCCUAUCCUGGACAGAGAGGGCAUGCGGGCAGGACUAGCGGGUCGGCGGUCGAUGAGCGUGGUCAGUCUGAGUGACGGGAGUGAGAGUGGGAGGUCGGACGAUUGGGAGGCGAUCUGA